This is a messenger RNA of Lynx canadensis (Canada lynx), 2892 nucleotides long. RefSeq names its product solute carrier family 22 member 2 (gene SLC22A2). The transcript is spliced from 11 exons. Gene Ontology annotation, cellular component: membrane. Bases 252 to 1916 code for a protein of 554 amino acids. Gene Ontology annotation, biological process: transmembrane transport. NCBI's taxonomy places the organism in Eukaryota, Metazoa, Chordata, Mammalia, Carnivora, Felidae. The record is from RefSeq and is a predicted model, not a curated record.
CAACAUCUGGCCCUGUUUCUUGCUCAGGGCACCUCGGGAGAGCGGCAGGACGCAUGUCCGCUGGAGGAGGGCACAGUUGGAAAUUAGCCUGACCAAGUAAAAGUCUGGAUCAAAGGUCGGUCUCAUUCUCAAGUAAACUCCCUCCAACCCUCUGACUUUUGGAUAAGAGCUGAACUGAGCCGGCCACGGCCUCACUCGGGGCCACUCGCACCAGCCCGGGGAGAGCAUCAGGACUCCUGCCUCCGAUAAUAAUGCCAACUGUGGAUGACAUCCUAGAGCACAUAGGGGAAUUUAACUUCUUCCAGAAGCAGACGUUCUUUCUCUUAGCUCUGCUCUCGGCCGCGUUCACCCCCAUCUACGUGGGCAUCGUCUUCCUGGCCUUCACCCCGGAUCACCGCUGCCUGAGCCCCGGGGUGGCCGAGCUGAGCCGGAGAUGCGGCUGGAGCCUGGCGGAGGAGCUGAACUACACAGCGCCGGGCCCGGGGGCCGCGGGCGAGGCGUCCCCUCACCGGUGCCGCCGCUACGAGGUGGACUGGAACCAGAGCGCCCUCAGCUGCGCGGACCCCCUGGCCGGCCUGGCGGCCAACAGGAGCCACCUGCCGCUGGGCCCCUGUCGGCACGGCUGGGUGUACGAAACGCCCGGCUCGUCCAUCGUGACCGAGUUUAACCUAGUGUGUGCCAGUUCCUGGAUGCUGGACCUGUUUCAGUCGGCUGUGAAUGUAGGAUUUUUUAUCGGUUCUGUGGGUAUCGGCUACAUAGCAGACAGGUUUGGCCGUAAGCUCUGCCUACUGGUUACAAUCCUCAUAAAUGCUGCAUCAGGACUCCUGCUGGCCGUUUCCCCAAACUAUACCUGGGUGUUAAUUUUCCGUUUGAUCCAGGGGCUGGUCAGCAAGGCAGGCUGGCUUAUAGGCUACAUCCUGAUUACAGAAUUUGUCGGGCUGAGCUAUCGGAGAACAGUGGGCAUCGUUUACCAAAUGGCCUUCACCGUUGGGCUCCUGGUGCUGGUGGGGGUGGCAUACGUGCUUCCUCACUGGAGGUGGCUCCAGCUCACUGUUUCCCUGCCCAACGUCUUCUUCUUGCUCUAUUACUGGUGCAUCCCUGAGUCUCCAAGGUGGCUGAUCUCCCAGAACAAAAAUGCUAAAGCCAUGAGGAUCAUUAAGCACAUCGCAAGGAAAAAUGGAAAACCUCUGCCAACCUCCCUUCAGAGCCUCAGACCUGAUGAGGAAGCUGACGAGAAGCUGAAUCCUUCAUUUCUUGAUUUGGUCAGAACCCCUCAGAUCAGGAAACACACUUUGAUCCUGAUGUACAACUGGUUCACGAGCUCUGUUCUCUACCAGGGCCUCAUCAUGCACAUGGGCCUUGCAGGGAGCAAUUUCUACUUGGAUUUCUUCUACUCUGCCCUGGUGGAGUUUCCAGCUGCCCUCCUCCUCAUCGUCACCAUUGACCGUUUAGGUCGCCGCUAUCCAUGGGCUGCAUCAAAUAUGGUGGCAGGGGUAGCCUGCCUAGCCUCGGUUUUUAUCCCUGAUGAUCUGCAGUGGCUAAGAGUUACAGUCGCGUGCUUGGGUAGGAUGGGGAUUACGAUGGCCUACGAAAUGGUUUGCCUGGUCAACGCGGAACUGUACCCCACAUUCAUCAGGAAUCUCGGUGUCCUUGUCUGCUCCUCCAUGUGCGACAUCGGUGGCAUUAUCACACCGUUCUUGGUCUACCGGCUCACCAACGUCUGGCAUGAGCUCCCACUGCUGGUUUUCGCUGUGAUUGGCUUGGUUGCUGGGGUACUGGUGUUGCUGCUUCCGGAGACCAAAGGGAAGGCUUUGCCUGAGACUAUAGAUGAAGCCGAGAACAUGCAGAGACCAAGAAAAAAUAAAGAAAAGAUGAUUUACCUCCAAGUCAAGAAAGUAGAUAAUCCGCUAAACUAAGAAGAGAGACCACUCUUGCUAUGGCCUUGCUGUGAUGAUACAAGUCCAGACCAGAGAUUUCUCCAUCCACCACAAAGCCCAUAUAAUUCAACCUUACCUCGUCUUGAACCCUACGAACCUAAAUCUAUAGCCAAAUAGAGUUUGUUGGCCUACUUAUUAAAAUCUACCCAGGGGACCAAACCCUACCAAGCUGUAGCAGCUCACUCCAUUCCCAGCAUUCCUAGGACAAUGCUAUUGGUGUGCUGGGAAUUGUCUUUAUCUUAUUUUAUUUUAUUCUUUUCUCCACAAUGAUAUCAAACCAAAACACAUAGGAGAAUCGUGGGCCAGGGAAACAGAACAGAGAAGAUCUGAAAAACUAUUAAGUAGAGCAGAGAGCCUUGUUUUCUUAAAGAAAUGAUACAUGUAAAGUAAUAUCAAGUUGUCCAGAAUGUAUGCCAAGAAAUUUAAAUUGGCCUUUCAAGUGACAUGGGUGACAAAAUUUUAAAAUACAUUAUUAUCUGGGUUAGAUUUUUAAAGGAAACUAAAAUAAAGAAUCAGAAAUACAACAUGAGUAAUCAGUAAGUCUGCUCCAUUUAGACGAGUUGAAUACAAAUGUGUGCUUUCCACAAAAAAAUCUGGAGAAGAGUUUGAUAGGGAGCAGUGUUGAAUUUGGCCUACUAAACCGAUGUGGUAAUGUCUCACCCUGAUAAAAAUUUCUCUAAAUUUGUGGUUUAAAAAAAUUAUAUUAAUAUUUUACCACGGUAAUAUAGUAAAUUAAUAUUUAGAAGCUAAAUACUUCAAGACCUAUAAUGAAAACAAAAGUUCCUUGCCCCAUUCCACCUCUACCAAUGCCUCCAGAAUAAUUUUCAACUAUUUCAGCUGUUUCUUUCUCUUGUGAUUUAUAUUUAUAUAUCUAAAUAACCUGCUUUAUAUUGAUAUGUCUUGCCUUUUUAACUUUAAAUAUUACAUUACUGGGGUGCCUGGGUGGCUCAGUCAG